ACUCGGCCGAGAAAAGAAAAGAUUCAUCCGCUUGGUCUGAAAGAGCAUUGAAAGUGAAGAAGGGAGACAAAAGGGACAUUGAUAUGUCCGCUGCAAAGGAAGAUGAUGUCUGUAAUCAUGUCAAAGUGGUGGUCCGUGUACGCCCGGAGUCUGAAAAGGAGAGAGUUGGCAACUUCAGCAAGGUCGUUCGUGUUCUUGAUCAGCACGUAUUGGUUUUCGAUCCAAAGGAGGACGAAGUUAGCUUUUUUCAAAGGAAGAAACCAGCUUAUAGGGAUAUUAAUAAAAGAAAAAAUAAAGAUCUUAAAUUCAUGUUUGAUGCUGUUUUUGCUGAAAGUUCAUCUCAGCUGGAGGUUUUUGAGAAUACAACAAAAAGUGUCAUUGAUGGCUUCUUAAAUGGAUAUAACUGCACAGUGCUUGCUUAUGGUGCAACGGGGGCUGGAAAGACUCACACAAUGUUAGGUUCCCCCGAAGAUCCUGGAGUGAUGUAUUUAACCAUGAUGGCUCUUUAUAAUUGCAUAGAUCAAAUAAAAGAAGAUAAAAUAUGCAAUGUUGCCGUCUCUUAUUUAGAGGUCUACAAUGAACAGAUUCGUGACCUGUUGGUAAACUCGGGGCCUCUAGCUGUUCGUGAAGAUGCUGAGAAAGGGGUGGUAGUUCAAGGGCUAACAUUACAUCAGCCUAAAUCUGCAGAGGAGAUCCUUCAAAUGUUGGAUUAUGGAAAUAGAAAUAGAACACAGCAUCCUACAGAUGUCAAUGCUUCCUCUUCUCGGUCUCAUGCCAUCUUCCAGAUUUAUCUAAGGCAGCAAGAUAAAACAGCUAGCAUUACUCAAAAUGUCCGCAUCGCCAAAAUGUCUCUCAUUGACCUGGCGGGAUCUGAACGUGCCAGUGCAACCAAUGCCAAGGGGGCUCGUUUUAGGGAAGGAACAAACAUUAACCGCUCCCUGCUAGCUCUGGGAAAUGUCAUCAAUGCUUUGGCAGAUUCCAAGAAUAAGAAACAGCACAUUCCUUAUCGGAACAGCAAACUUACUCGAUUGUUGAAAGGCUCUCUGGGAGGAAACUGCCGAACGAUAAUGAUAGCUGCUGUUAGUCCAUCUUCCAUGUUCUAUGAUGACACAUACAACACCCUGAAGUAUGCAAACAGGGCAAAGGAUAUUAAGUCUUCGCUGAAGAGCAAUACUGUUGAUUUGGACAGUCACAUAAGCCAUUAUGUUAGAAUUUGUGAUGAACAAAAGAAAGAGAUCCUAAUGUUGAAAGAGAAACUGAGAGAAUAUGAAGAAAAGCAAGCAAGUCUUCCUGGAAAUUGUAAUGCUGCAAGACUCUCAAACAACCAGCAAAUGGAAAUAGAAAGAUACAAAGAAAUCCUUAAAAGUGUGUUUGCAAACCGUGAGGAAAUUAGGAAAGAAUACCUCAUCUUGGAGAUGAAACUGAAAGAAAAUGAACUGAAGACACAUUACCAGAAUCAGUGUCAUGAGCAAAUUCAACUGUUAUGCUCUGAAGAAAGAGUAGAAAGGGCCACUUGCAAGAGGGAUCAAAGGCUUGCAAUGCUUAGAACCCACAACAUACACAUGCAGAAGAAGAGAGAAGAGCAUCUCAGACAUUUUGAGGAAAACACCAAUUGGCUGCAUCGUGUUGAGAAUGAAAUGCGGCUUCUGAGUCCAGAUGAGGCAAUUCCAAAGGAACUCUCUGAAGAUCUGCGGUGUUGCCAUUUAAACCUGGAAGUGAAGGAUCUGAAAGCCCAGAUGGAGCACAUUUUCUCUCUCAUGUCCCUUCAAGAUCAACAUUAUAAGCAGACAGAAAAGGUACUAAAUACUUUGCUUCCAGUUCUUCGCCAACAAUAUCUGACUUUGAAAGAAGCUGGGCUGACAAAUAAUUUAACUGAGACUGAAUUUGGGGAGGUUGAGCAGCUGAUUCAAAGACAGAAAUCAGUAGUUUGGGCUGACCAGACUGAAGAACAGGACCAAAAUCAGAACGGUGAACUUAAGUUGUCAGCUCUGCUUGCAUUCCCACAACUCGUGACCAGACAAAACACCCCCUGCCGUACACCUUCAGGUACACCAUCACAAGAAACAAACAAAAGACCCCAGCCAAGAGUAGAAUGUGCAGUACCACAACAGAAGAGAACUAGACGGAAGCUAAUGGACUCUGCAGUCACAGUCCCAAGCCCUGCUGCAUCCAAGCUGUCCAGCCUUCACCAUCUGGAGGAUUCUCUUACCAAGGAGGUCCGCCCUAUUGUGUAUACACCAGAGUCCUGCAGAAAGCCAGUGCAGAGCUACUGCACACAGACUGUGGUGAAGAAGGCUUUACACCUCACAGGUCUUGAGGAAGUUGAUGCAUGUAGUAUGGACAGGGCAGAGAAAAAGCCAAGUAUUACAGACUCUACGUGUGACACAAUCGCACAGCAUGAUGAAGCUGAUGUGCACUCUACAGCAACUCUCCAUGAAAGGACAGAUGAAAUGGCUGAAACAUCUACUGAUCUACCUCUGAAGGAGUCACAGCUAUGCAGCAAUAGCAUUCUGCAGAGACUCAGCCUCUCUACAUUAAACAAAAAUCUUACUUCAGCUCUUGAGAAGCCCUCAUAUAUGGCAAUGACUUCUGCUGCUGAGAGAAAAAGAAAGGUAUCAAGCUCUACAUCAAACACUGGGUUAGGCAACCUACAGGACCUGAUUUCUGCAAAACGUGCUCGACAAGAGGUGGUUCUAAGCCAUAGAGCUUUGCGAGUACCCAAAAUUGAAGGAAAUAAAACAAGGAGCUGGAAGCAAGAACAGGAUGUCCCAGGAAACUUAGUUAGCCUUUCUGAAGGAAACACAGCAUGGGGUGUUAAACCAAGAACAUCAAAACUUCUGCUUCCUGUCUGUAAGAAAAAAAGCAGAAUUUAGUUCUGAGUUCACCCAUAUUUCAAGCAAGAUUGAUGGGUAGCAAAGGAGAACAAGGAGGCUUCCAUUUUCCUCUUGUGAAUUCUUUUGUGUCAAAGAUCUCAGCAAUGCACUGAUUCAGGAAGAACCACUUUUUGGAAAUACAAGAGUUUUGUGAAAUAAACUGUGCUGAUUUUAGUCUCCUGCUAAAGCUUAUGAAUGUCUCUAUUUAUUUUGCUGGUAUGAAAAUGUCUUCUGGAAUUUGGACUUGAGCAGUGCACAGCAUAGCUUCUGCCAUAAUCUUUGAGCACUUGUGAUUAUGACUAGCAGAUGAAUACUUCUGACAAUACAAGUGGUUUUAAGGGGGACCAGUCAUGCUGUAAUUUCUAGGUGCUUACCUGCAGUCAGCCUUAGAAUUUUGUGAUACAAAUGUGAGGGAAUUUGUUUAUUUUCACUGGAACUUCCUAAUGUGAAGAUGGACUUGCUUCCAAAUGAGAGACAAACAGGUGUCAGUACUAAACUGCCUCCUGCUUAGCAUUAGGAUGCCAGUUUUUAUUCUUUAGGUAUGUUAUGGGUAGAUGUUACCAAUAUAAGUACCAGGAGAGAGGAAGAUAUUUACUAAAGUGUUUGUGACAGUGUUUUACCUAAUUUUUUAGCUUCUCUAUUCUUAGCUUGUCUCUUGGUUGUAAAUGUUCCUGGUUUUGUCUUUCUCAAUUGUAAAUAGCAUAAUAACAUUAACUACUUGAAAUAAAGUGUUUGUUUUAAUAAAAGCAAUAUAAUAUGAA
Molecule: messenger RNA, 3634 nt
Organism: Pogoniulus pusillus (Red-fronted tinkerbird)
Lineage: Eukaryota; Metazoa; Chordata; Aves; Piciformes; Lybiidae
Gene: KIF18A
Product: kinesin family member 18A
Exons: 17
Coding region: 84-2873 (929 amino acids)
Biological process (GO): microtubule-based movement
Molecular function (GO): microtubule motor activity; microtubule binding; ATP binding
Source: RefSeq, a predicted model, not a curated record